CUUCUGUGCUGGUAUGUCUUUCCAGGCGAUCUGUGGCGCUUCUAAGUUACGAGUUGGGGCUCUGAUGGUAUAUAAUCGUUCGUGAGUGUGUUCUGAAGUGAGGAAGAGGAGGUGGAGAGCGUGUAAGGGAAACAGAGAAUGCAUUCCAGGAAAUUUGUGGUUUCUAAUACCGGCACAGUGAAUACACUAAAGAAAUAUUCUAUCAGUGACCGAGAAAUCCUUAAUAAAAGGAUAAAAACCAACCCUCGUUAUUCUGGAGUUCGUCCACGUACCAACACUGGCUUCAAUACACAGAGACGUCAAGAACUUGAACUAGAAAUUCGCAAAUAUUAUAAGGUCAGGAAUGAUGAGGUAUAUCGUCGCAUUUCCCUGGCUGAUCUCCUGCAGCUGAUGCUUGCCCAUGCUGAAGAUGUUGAAGCUGCAGAGUGUGAUAAUCAAAAUAUAGGAAAGGAGCAAGAGGCAGCAGAGGUACCAUUGAAAUACAGAGAUGAAGUGGAAAAUGUUCUUCAUAAAAUGACAGAACUUGAGAUGGAAGGGAGACCCAAACCCCCAGAGUGCCCAUAUGUGAUCAUAGACAUUCGUCCUCCUCAGGAUUAUCAAGAGUCACACUUAGUAACCUCUGUAAAUCAUCCUGCAUCCCGUAUGUCCAGAGCUGUUGGCUGGGAAUGUCCAGAGCUCCUAAUGUACAAAAACCAUGCAGAAUUUAUAAUUGUUGUAUAUGAUGAUGCUGAAGAUGUGGCACCUGAGGUUGCUGCUACAUUACAACAUCGUGGUUAUAGCAAUAUCUUCAUGUUAAGUGGCGGUCUUCGUAUUGCCAAAGAUAAAUUUGGCUUUCCCCUAGUCACAGAUGACACCUCCCGUGUUCUUACUCAGGACGCUGCAAAGGAGAUAGCCCAACAGGUGUCAGUUACAGUCAUUCCACCUCUGAGCAUGGCUGAUGCAUCAGACUGGUGGGAAGCAGCUUCAAGGAUCCCAAACUAUGUAACUCCCACUGAUCCUGCGAUGACCAGUACGCCCUCAACAAUCAACACUGGGCGUCAGACUGCCAGAUCACAGCUGAAGAGUAGAGAUGGUCAGUCAGUUCGACCUUGGCGUUAGUAGAGUUUGCUGUUUCAUGUUUAAAAGGACUCCGAUAUUACAUUGUGCCAGGCAUAGUUUUAUUCUUUUGUCUUAUCUUAUUUUACUUGAAUGCUGCCAGGUCAUUUGAUACAUUUAAAAUAUAUGCUAUAAGGCAUUAUGUUAUAUUACAUCAGAUGCAUUCUUUCCAUCUAGUCUACCCAAAACUUGGUUCCUAAUGUCUUUUUCAUAACUCAGUUCCUAAUUGGUUGUGUCAUAAUGGAAUGCUCUCUGUUUGCUGGUAUACAAGUUAAGAUUACUCACAUGCAUAUGUUACUUGAAGCCUGACCAUGAUCUGCUUUUCACAUGCAAAUUAUGUUCAUCCUGCUAUUAAAUAAUAGCUAAUACGCUUAUUUUUUUGUUUUAGUUUUGUUCCAUUAACUGCUUCCUUUUUUCUCUUUGAGAUCUUCAUAAGAGGUAAUAUUAGAGUUUAAUAUUAGAGUUUAAGCACAAUCAAUUAAAGACACAGAUCUCAUGAUGGAAAUAAGCUGUGCUGCCUCUACACACCUGACCUUUAUAUUUCUUGUUUUUUUUUUUUUUUUUUUUUUUAGUGUGCGUUCAAAUUUUGUCACAUAACACUUGAAUAGUAUCCAAGUAGGAAAUACUGGAGUGCAUUUAUUGACUGAUUCAUUGCAAGGUCUGCUGAUAACAUAAAAGAUGUAGUUUGAUUAAAAAAUAACUCAUAUUGAAGAGAACCCAAUAUUUUCAUACUACUGCAACUUUCUCUAUGCAACUAUAUACAGUAAUGAAGUGCUCACUUGAAAUAGAUGUCUCCCUAUGAAUGUGAUUGAUGAAUUCAGAAUUAAAGUGAUUGAUAUACUGAAAGGUAGAACGUUUACAUAAAAGAUUAUAAAAGGUAUUAAUUCCUUUCACUGUUCAAAGUAAGAUCAACUUUUUUUCUUUCUUUUUUCCCCAUACCAUCUUUAUGUAUGUGCAUGUGUAUGUACAAGAGUGAUUUUAUGGUUCCUUUUAUAUUUGUCUUCUGUGUUUUUAUUUUUGAAAACUUGAGAUUUCUAACAGUGUUAUUUGAUUUGUGCAAUGGUGAAUGGUUUAAUGGAAAUAAUUAUUUAAGUUGAUAGGAUCUGAACUAAAUUAGACUAUAUAUACAGUUGAACCCCAUUUAACACAGGUUAGGUUCCUGAAAACUACAACUUUUACUAAAACAACUUUAAAUUGGCUCCUUAUUUGCUCAUUCUGUAAUCAAAGAUGACUUACAUUUGUAGUGUCAAUAUCUAAAUUUUAUUCAUAAUUAGUUUACAUAACUUAAAAAUAUGUAACAAGUCUAUUUUAUGGAAAAGUGUUACCUGGGAUAGUACUAAACAAGGUUCAUCUGUAUGUAUAAAUGUAUGUACAUGUAUAAAUCAGUAAAUUGGGACAAAGAAAUUUUUCUGAAAAUGAUCAUUCUUUUUACAGAAAUUUGUGAGUAAGAAAUAUUUUAGACUUCAAAAUAUAGUUCACUUGUUCUGCCUAGAAGGUAAUAACCAGGUCAUAAAUCUUGUGUGAAAAAUGCCUUUAGUAUAGUUAACUUUAUUGCACUAUGGCGUGCUGUCCUUUGGAAAUUGCUUCAAGAUAUUUGGAAGAGAAAUGAACAUAGAUAUUUAAUUUUGUAUAUGACUGAAAUAUUUGAUACACCACAUUGGUCAUAUUUGUGGAUGUCUUUGUAAUAUAUACAUAUAUAUUUGCUACAUUUGUAUGGAAUAAAGAUUGAUCUAGCAUUAAGAGCCAGUUCUGCUAUGACAGACGAGCUUAAUGUAAAAGAUAUGACUAGCUGUAUAACGUACAUUCCAGAAAGUUUUUAAUUAAUUUAUCUACUUCUGUAUAUGACUAUGAUGAGUGCUUCUUAAUCAUUGAGUAGGAAUCUAGAAAUAGUGAUUUCCAGAAAUAUUAUUAGUUAUGGUAUAAACUUUUUAAGCUGAUGAUAUGAAAGUCCUACAUGACGGACCUCGCGUCAUGAAAUCUCAUCAGUAGAGCUUAGAAAUAGGAAUAUGAACUGAGCAGUCAGUCUUGAUUUACUUUGUGAAGAACCAAUUCAGUGAAUAAUUAGUUGUCAUUUUUACAAACAAUCAUAUUCUUGUCAUGACUGAUUUACUUUUAUUAGAAACGGUAUGAAUGAGAAUGGAUAUUUUUGUAGUGCAAAAGAUGUAUUUGACCCCUUUUGAUUAUAUCUUUGUAUUCCUGACAAAGAUAUAAUCAAAACCAGUUAAAUACAUCUCUUACACUGUGAAGAUACUCAAUCUCGUUCAUCCCUUUUCUACAUUUGUUGCUGUGGACAUGGUUCAUCCAUGGUUUACUAAAACAUGUUUCCCAAAUACUGGUUUACCUCAUGGGUCCUUGGGAAAUGCAUACAAUAAUAAAAGUGUUGUCAUAUUAUAUUGGCAUACUAUUUCUCUGUAUAAUAGCUGCUACAAAGUUGUCUGGGCUGUCAUUUAUUGUUCUUCCAGGUUACUGUUUUUGUUCAUGUUUGUUCUUUACAUGCACAGAUAGUCUAUUGAUUAUAAAUAUGUUUGAUCUGGGUAUAUUAAAGGCUGAUUAACAUGCUUCAUACCUUAUUUAUAGACUAGUAAUGAAGGUGUCAAAAAUGAUUUUUCAGCAAAGGCAAGUUCCUUCAUAAUAAGUAUAAACCAUUCUAGCAUCCAGACAUAAAGUCUGAUAAUUUAAAGGUACAGAAAUGUUCAGUAGCUCUCAAUGCAAGCUGUAUAAUGAAUUAAAGUAAGGUAUGAAGUUACAUUAAUACGUACCUAUAAUUAUACACAUGCCAGUUUAAAGCAGAUAUACAAGAAGUACCCAACAUAAUUUGUUUAUUGGUGUGAAAAAAAGAAAAUUAGAUUUAGUAAGGAAAACAAAGCAGCGUAAAGUGAGACACUUUCCUGAACUUUUAUUAUACAAGGGCUAUCUGUGCAUAAAAAGUCUUGAAACAAUACAAACAGCCCAUGAAAUGUUCCUUUUUUUUGUGAAUAAAUAAAGACACUGUUAUGUUAUAGACAUUAUAGAUAAUUUCAUAUUUUAUGAUUGUGUUUUUGCAGUUGAACCAAAGUUAGAUGUUUAGAAUAGAUCUAGGGAUGUUAUAUAAACAUCUUAUUUAUUGUAUCGUGUAGAGCUUCCUACAAGUAUGAGUAUCAUAUAUGAGACAUAAGUUUCAUUUAUUAGUGAUAUGCCUUUGCUAUAGUGUAAUAGAAUAAUUAUUUAUAUUGAAAUUGUUUGUUAGGUAUAAAAAUAUUUAUAUGUUCAUGAAUGUGAACUGUUGCUCACUGUGAAUUUUGAUGGAUUGGCAGGUUGUAAGAAUAUAAACCUUUCAUUGUAGGUUUAUUCACUUUCAUGUAUCACUGUUUAAGCAAAGGAUAUUUAAGAUAUAGGGAAAAUAAAACAUUAUGUUGAAUAGUUAGUAUGCAUCUGAAUGCCAAAGAUAUAAGAUACAGAACAAGUAGCUUCCAGGAAAUUUCUCCACAAAAGCCAAAUGUAAAGUGAUGCAAGAAUCACACACGCAUUGUUGAAAAUGUGAACUUUAUUGUAUUUCUCAGGUUUGGAGACAAUGAAUGAGAAACAGAUAAUUUCAUUAUUAUCUGUUAAAAAAGGGGGAAAGAAAUUUAAUUCUGUUUAUCUGCAUUUUUGAAGGAGUGCAGUCUUCUUGUAAAUUAUGAACUCAAAAUAUUAUUUCUUAUUUUAUGUAAUAUUUACUGAGAAUUGAUAAAUGUCAUAAAUGUUUAUGUAAAAUAUCCCAAAGCCAUUGAGCUUAUUAGGCACAACUUUUAAGGAUAUGGUACCUUAUAUUGUGUGUAAUGAUUUAUAGCACUACCUUCAUGAUGAGUAAAUCUUAGCCAUACCCCACUCACCCAUUGUAGAUGAUGAGAAUGCCUCAUACUUUUUCAGUUGUAAGUAAAAUCAACCAGACAGAAGUUUGUUGGCCAAGGAUGUAGUGCCUUGUAACUACAGUGUACACAGCCACUGACAUAUCACAAGACUGUGAAAUUAUACAUUUACGGCCAUCUGUUGUAUUUCUUAAGCGAAAUUAUUUCUGCGAAGAUCAGGGUAUAAAGUACUGGUUAAUCUGUUGUGAUGUAAAGGUUUGUUGAAUAAGAUGAAUGAAGUGGCAGUUGUGCCUUGCAAAGUUUGCCAUCCAGUUGGUCUGUUAUGGCCAAGUGAUUUUAAAUAAAUAUAUUUGCACAAUCAG
This is a messenger RNA of Penaeus monodon (black tiger shrimp), 5284 nucleotides long. RefSeq names its product centrosomal protein of 41 kDa-like. NCBI's taxonomy places the organism in Eukaryota, Metazoa, Arthropoda, Malacostraca, Decapoda, Penaeidae. Gene Ontology annotation, cellular component: ciliary basal body. Bases 139 to 1098 code for a protein of 319 amino acids. The record is from RefSeq and is a predicted model, not a curated record. Gene Ontology annotation, biological process: cilium assembly; protein polyglutamylation. The transcript has 4 exons.